This is a messenger RNA of Phytophthora infestans T30-4, 1660 nucleotides long. RefSeq lists its product as uncharacterized. The transcript is spliced from 3 exons. NCBI's taxonomy places the organism in Eukaryota, Oomycota, Peronosporomycetes, Peronosporales, Peronosporaceae. The coding region runs from base 11 to 1660 and encodes 549 amino acids. The record is from RefSeq and is a predicted model, not a curated record.
CACCACGAAGAUGGCCACAUCUGUGAGCGCGAACGAGGCCGCUAACGCACUCCGCAGGCUCAAGCAGCGUCCGCAGACGAAGGUCGCAUCUACCGGGAGAGGAACAGCACAGUCUUGCGUCGUGCGGGACACCAACAAGCGUCCGCGAGUGGCGUCUUCGGUGGGCAAAGAGACGCAACACAAGAAGAAGACGGAGACGGUGCUAGCGUCCGGACCAGCUGCCUUCUCGCCAGGACAAAUAGCUUACGGACUGGAACAGUGGCAGAUUGGAGAAGAGAAAGCUCAGUUCCCGAUUACCGGCGUCGAACUUGAGAUUGAAGACGAAGGUGGCGGCCUAGACAUCACAGCGGACCUCGCAGUUAUUGGCCGCAGGAACGAGCAGCUGCAGCUCAGCGUAGCGUCACUCAAGCACAGGUUCUCUAUGCGAGAGGAAGAAACACACCAGUUGCUGCUGGGACUGGGCGCGUUGAAUGCAGUAGCUAAUGAACUGGCGACUCUGCAGAAGGAGUAUCAGGAGCGAUCGUCGAAGAAUGCAGCGCUGAUUCAGGAGUCGUUGACCCAGAUCUCCAACUGCUCGGCCCAGGUGGACACUCUGAAGCGCUGUCGAGGACUGACGGCCUCUCAGCUGCAGAAUUUCAGACACGAGUGCAUUCAGGAGAUGAAUAAAUUGGUGACAAGACUCGGAGACCUCGCGAGCGCCACAGACCAAGAACCAGAACCUUUCGACGUGUCGAUGGGUGAGAAGCGGCAACAGAUCGAUGAGUUAAAGGAGGCAGUGUGUGGCUACCGAGCACAGGUGAGUCACGACGGCUCAGUCGCGUCAGCUCCGUCGUCCAGUAGCACAGUAGGACGUGUGCAAGUGGAGACGACGGCGCGGAUAAACCUAGCACUAGCGCAACUGGACGACCUGCACGCCGAGAUGUUCCAGCUUAAGCAGGCGUUAAUGCAGGAGAACCAGUCGCUCCGGCGGCAACUUGAGAAUCUCGUAUCGAGGCAAAUGGCUCAAGUCCGAGAGGUGCAGGACAAUGAAGCCGAGCGGAUUACCGAGGAAAUGGACGAGAUCAGGUCGGGCAUGUGUGGGAUUCUUAGAGACAUGCACAGACUCAAGGAACGCACGAAGUAUUUGGUGCCCAGUAUGGCGCGUGUGGGCCCUAGAUUGUCUCGAAGUAAUCCAAUAGGACCCGUGCCACUUGAACCCAGGGCGGUUGGCGCUCACAAGGACGACCGGUGGAUGAACAUUCCUUCUGCAAACCCUCGCAAGACUGGCUACUCGAUGACUAUGGCUACACGGCAGUGUCACGAUGAAUUACCUCAUUACGAGCAUGGGUUUGAUAACGAUAGCUACUGUCCUGGAGUGAUACAAGGCCAAAUGGCACGCCCAGGCCGCCCUCGCAGCGCCGGAUCUAGCAACUCAAGCGCAGGUCAUUCAGACGACGAGAACUGGCGGAUGUUUUCAGCUGAAGACGCUCCAGCGGCGGACCAGCGUCUGAUUCAGCCGUGCGAAAGCCCACACUACUCGUCGUGUUCGUCGAGCCUGUAUGGCCGUCUCAGCGUCUACGGAGAGGAGCAUGAGGACCAGAACAAUUCCAACGCAGAGCAACUGGAGCGGCGACUUCUGGAACAGCAUCGACUAUUCUGGAUUGGCGAAGGUGCUGGGUAG